Messenger RNA from Arachis stenosperma, 1789 nucleotides. Its product is annotated as probable magnesium transporter NIPA3. The coding region runs from base 185 to 1222 and encodes 345 amino acids. The record is from RefSeq and is a predicted model, not a curated record. Gene Ontology annotation, cellular component: membrane. Gene Ontology annotation, biological process: magnesium ion transport. The transcript has 9 exons. NCBI's taxonomy places the organism in Eukaryota, Viridiplantae, Streptophyta, Magnoliopsida, Fabales, Fabaceae. Gene Ontology annotation, molecular function: magnesium ion transmembrane transporter activity.
CGCAGCGUAUGAUCCCCAGCUCGGCGUCGUUCCACAAUCAUGAAAACGAGCAAUCAUGAUCUGAGCUUCCGAUUUUGUCUCAGAGACGCAUCAACUUAUCGAUGAAGAGACGAAGACGAAGAAGAACGAAACAACAUCUUCAUCAUCAUCAUAAUUCAGAAUAAGAAAGCAACGAUUUUUUCAUAUGGCUUUGUCAAAACAGAACUUCACUGGUCUCGUCCUAGCUUUGGUUUCAAGUGCCUUCAUUGGUGCUAGCUUCAUCAUCAAGAAGCAAGGUCUCAGAAGAGCUGCUGCUAUUUCUGGUGUUAGGGCUGGUGUUGGUGGCUAUUCUUAUCUAUUGGAGCCACUCUGGUGGGUGGGGAUGAUUACAAUGAUUGUUGGAGAGAUUGCAAAUUUUGUUGCCUAUGCAUUUGCCCCAGCAGUUCUAGUUACCCCUCUUGGCGCAUUGAGCAUUAUCGUGAGUGCUGUUUUGGCUCAGAUUAUCCUGAAAGAGAAGCUACACCCGAUUGGGGUCUUGGGAUGUAUAAUGUGCAUUGCCGGUUCCAUCAUUAUCGUGAUUCAUGCUCCUAGGGAGCAACCUAUCAAAUCUGUUCUGGAAAUAUGGAGUAUGGCAACUCAACCAGCAUUUCUGGUAUAUGUUGGAUCGGUGGUUGUAUUGGUAUUCAUUCUGGUCUUCCAUUUCGCACCAAGAUGUGGGCAUACCAAUGUGCUAGUUUAUACUGGCAUUUGUUCAUUAAUGGGUUCCCUCUCUGUGAUGAGUGUCAAAGCCCUUGGGACUUCUUUGAAAUUAACAUUUGAAGGGAAAAACCAGUUAAUCUAUCCACAGACAUGGUUUUUCAUGUUAGUUGUGGCUUUUUGUGUCAUUAUGCAGAUGAAUUAUCUUAAUAAGGCUCUUGACACCUUCAACACUGCAGUAGUUUCUCCUAUAUACUAUGUCAUGUUCACAACACUUACAAUCCUAGCUAGUGUGAUAAUGUUCAAGGACUGGGAUGGCCAAGGUGGUGGAACUAUUGUUUCAGAAAUAUGUGGCUUUAUCGUUGUGAUUUCUGGCACGAUAUUGUUACAUGCAACCAAGGACUUUGAUAGAAACUCUUCUUUUAGAGGUAGUCAACCUUCGUCGCCUACGUUAUCUGUCCGCCUUUUCAACGGAAAUGGAGAAUUAUUACUUAAGGAAGAUGAGGAAAACAUAUCUCCUGGUAGUAUGUGUGCAAGAAGACAAUAAUUGUACUAGAUUGUUCAAUGGUUUGAUCCGUAAAAGGAAGUCCCAAUUCGUUUAAUCAUUGAGGGAAGAUAAACCCCCUUCGACCGGAGAGUCCAAAGGACUUGUUAAGUAGAUGAUACAAAGAGGUAGCUGCAUGUACUAUUGAAACCAUAGAAUGAUGGGGGAUUUCAGAAGCAAUGCAGGAAUUUAUUCACUGAGAUGAGAAGAUGGUUGGGGUUCCAAACUUCCGUAUUGUACAUUGGUGUCUACAUUUGCAGGUUUUCUUCUGGCAAACGGUUUUGCUCACUUUUUUCAAAAAGUAGUGAAUAUUUCUGUAAGUAGUCACUGGCUUGAGACUAGUUUAAAUAUUGAACCUAGAAAUUUGAGCGGGGAAUAGAGAUUAUUAGUUUGUCAAAACCAUCUGCAUAGUGGGUUUGUUUUUUCCUUUUACAUAUAUUAUUUUUUAAUUUUUUGUUUGGCUUAGCAUAAGGAUUUUCAUUUGUGGCUUUGUAAGUAUGAUUAGUUCAAAGUUAUAAACAAUAUUCUUUUGAUGCAGUGAUAAACAGCUCGUUAAUGUUUCUUAACGAA